UCCAAUGUUGCCCUGCAUUGGCCAGAUUCCUCGUUGUUUUCUGCUACAUUCUUCAACAUCGCUACGAAUCCGACCAAUCUGGUCCUUUUCAAUUAAGAUGGCUGCGGAAAACUACACUUUUGGACCUUACAAGAUACACAACAGUGAAGUGUUCUACUCCACCCAUCUCUCUUAUGCCAUGGUUAACUUGCGUCCUCUUCUCCCUGCACAUGUGCUUAUCUGUCCAAAGCGCGAAGUUAAGCGAUUCGUUGAUCUCACUGUUGAUGAGACUUCUGAUUUAUGGCUUACUGCACAGAAAGUUGGUAGGCAGCUUGAGAGCUACCAUAAGGCUUCAUCACUUACUUUUGCUAUCCAAGAUGGACCCCAAGCAGGACAAACGGUACCUCAUGUUCACAUACAUGUUGUCCCUCGGAGAGGUGGUGACUUCGAGAAGAACGAUGAGAUAUAUGAUGCUAUGGAUGAGAAGGAGAAGGAAUUGAAAGAAAAGCUUGACUUGGACAAGGAGCGGAAAGACAGAAGCCUUGAAGAGAUGGCACAUGAGGCUGAUGAAUACAGAAAACUUUUCUUAUAACAUUUUAGCCAGCAGUUGAAAUUUAAUUAUUUCUGCUUCAUUUGAUCUUCUGAAUUAUCCCAGUAUAGACUAUUUAAUGCACUUCCUUGUUGCCAUAGAAAAAUGUGUUCCGUUACAUUAUAACUUUUGAGUUGUACUGGACCAUACAUGUCACACAAAUUCUAGUUUCCAGGGGAAUUUUAUGAUUUAUAUUGUAUGUUGCAUUGUACAUUUGUACUAAAGUUUGAAGGGUAAUGACAACGUGGUUCAACUCAAAGU
Messenger RNA from Gastrolobium bilobum, 829 nucleotides. Its product is annotated as bifunctional bis(5'-adenosyl)-triphosphatase/adenylylsulfatase FHIT. The record is from RefSeq and is a predicted model, not a curated record. Bases 5 to 571 code for a protein of 188 amino acids. Gene Ontology annotation, molecular function: catalytic activity. NCBI's taxonomy places the organism in Eukaryota, Viridiplantae, Streptophyta, Magnoliopsida, Fabales, Fabaceae. The transcript has 5 exons.